Nerophis ophidion (straightnose pipefish) is the source of this 1367-nucleotide messenger RNA. It is a transcript of the gene cmpk1, whose product is annotated as cytidylate kinase. NCBI's taxonomy places the organism in Eukaryota, Metazoa, Chordata, Actinopteri, Syngnathiformes, Syngnathidae. The transcript is spliced from 6 exons. Bases 138 to 785 code for a protein of 215 amino acids. Gene Ontology annotation, cellular component: cytoplasm; nucleus. The record is from RefSeq and is a predicted model, not a curated record. Gene Ontology annotation, molecular function: UMP kinase activity; ATP binding. Gene Ontology annotation, biological process: 'de novo' pyrimidine nucleobase biosynthetic process; CDP biosynthetic process; UDP biosynthetic process.
AGCUCCAUUGCGGAAGUGGUGGCCUUUGGUUCCCUUUCACGCGUACAGUGACACGCAUUCGACGACUCGGCGCCGGGCUUUACUCUCCUUCGCGCUGACCGGUGCGGUUUCGUUUUCUGGACCCGCGUGGCUGGUUUAUGCUCGCUCGUUUGGUUCGUAACGUAGCUCAGAGGCUGCCGAGCGUGUCGAUGAUGACGAAGCCGCAGGUUGUGUUCGUGCUGGGCGGGCCAGGCGCCGGCAAAGGGACCCAGUGCGCCAAAAUCGUGGAGAACUACAACUACACCCAUUUGUCAGCUGGAGACUUGUUGAGGGCAGAGCGGGCCAGAGAUGGAUCAGAGUUUGGACAACUCAUUUCCAGUUUCAUCAAAGAAGGCAAAAUUGUGCCUGUGGAAAUCACCAUUAACUUACUUCGAAAGGCAAUGCAGGAGACCAUGCAAAAAGAUGAACAAAAGUACCGCUUCCUCAUAGAUGGCUUUCCUCGCAACGAGGACAACCUUCAGGGUUGGAAAUCCGUCAUGGAUGGAAAAGCAGAUGUCAGAUUUGUGCUUUUUUUUGACUGCAGCAAUGAGGUUUGCAUCACAAGGUGUUUAGAACGAGGGAAGAGCAGUGGGCGCACAGAUGACAACAGAGAGAGCUUGGAAAAACGAAUCCAAACAUACCUGCUGUCAACACGACCGAUCAUCGAGCUGUAUGAGAAGGAUGGCAAGGUGCGCUGUGUGGACGCCUCUCAUUCUGUGGAGGAGGUCUUUGCUGAUGUCAAACGUGUCUUUGACAAGGAAGGUUGACUCUCCUACGGUCGAAUGCACUCAUUUUUACCUUUUGACUUUUCUUUUUAUCAUCUUGCCACUUAAUCAUGAUAUCCAUGAUAUUUAUACACACAUUCACAUGUCUUUAUACUUUCGGUUACUUUAUUUCCUGAUCUCGUCAAAUCUGCACUGUUUUUGUGGUUGUGUACAAAUUAGGAGUGUGUCUGAACCAUGGAAAGUCGAGCAGCUCGUGUAGAACAGUCUCAUCUGCACUUUUGUCUUUCAGCAUAGUUUGAGGGCUUUGUAUAGGAACAAAAUGUUACCUCUGAGGAAAAACGCUUUCCUGCAAUAUAAAUCGGAAAGCAUCUCUGCUCUUAGACCAAACCAUGUCAUAAUAAAAUAAAUGCAACCUAUUUGAGUCUCAAACAGCUGGUUUUGAAAAAUGAAAUGCAUCAAUUUGCCUUAUAUUUCAUGGCCAGACUGAGCAAGUAGGGCUUCAAUCACGCUGAAGAGUAUUUGUCAACUGCACAAUGUGCUUCGAGUCAUAUCCACACCUGAGAGGACUUCAUACAGUUUGUUACGUCUGCAAGAAAUAAAACAAAUCCAAACAAUUUCUUUGAA